AUGACGGCAAAAAUAAAAGAACCGCGCGGCGAGAANUUCAAAAGGGCGGCGAGGGCGUGCCGGCACUCUGGAGGCGUGAAGGACGCAGCAAGAGCGCUCCUAGCCGAUCAACCGUCACCGGGGAACGACGAGACAUGGGCACGUCUGAAAGCCAAAUUUCCGCAUGAGGAUCCCGUACAAGUGGAGCAGGCCAUCGCCGAAGCCAUAGCUGCAAGCCGCACCGAGGAGGAGGAAGGAAGCGCCCCGAGAUGGAGGCCAGAAACCGAGUUCGAUCCACAAGUACUCCUUCAAGUCAUCAACAGGAGAAGCUCUAACUCUGGAGCAGGAAAUGACGGGCAACGUUUCUCCCACCUUAAGUCCAUCGUCAACAAUAAAAUUGGUCGGGAAGAGUUCAGCAACGCGAUGUCGCCCCUUUGGAGGAGGCUCAUCAACGACCCCAACGCGUUCCCACCGGAGUUCUGGACUCUUUGGAAACAAUCCAGUCUAAUCGCCCUCGGUGAAAAGUGCCGUCCAGUGUGCAUUGGAAUGACUUGGAGAAGGCUGAUUGCAGCGGGAACGGUCAGGGAGUGGAAACCGAAACUGGAAGAAAUAUUUCGGGAAGCGGACCAAUUCGGAGUGGCGGUAGCUGGAGGAGUUGAACAAGUUGCGAUGGACGCACAACUGGUUCAUCAGACAGGUCAUUGGGUAGUCCAGACGGAUUGCUCAAAUGCCUUCAACACGGGCAAGCGCACCGCCAUAAUGGCCCAGGCCGCAAAGAGCGUCCCAGAUCUCGUGGGGUACAUCGCCAGGUGUUACGACGAAAUCCCGGCAAAGGCGAUAUACACGAUGGACUCCGGAGCGCGUCGGACGAUCGAGUGCAAGGGCGGUGUGCAGCAAGGAGAUGGAAUGGGACCGCCUCUGUUCUGCUUCAUCCUAGUCCCGAUCAUCUUGAAGCUUAGAGCCAAGUACGACCACCUCGGGGUAUGCUUGAAAGCUUAUAUGGACGACAUCAGCCUGCACUUCAAAAAUAUCACAGCGGAAAAUAUCCAGGUGAUACCGGACCUCGUCGACGAACUAGAAGCUGUGGGCAUCAUCGUCAACAGGGGGAAGAGCUCAGCGCUUCCCCCACCAGGGCACGACGUGACGCCAGCAGAAAGGAGGCUACUUGGCGAUGCAGGCCUACCGAUUGCGGAGGAGGGCAUCACAGUUGUGGGAGUCCCCAUUGGGACGGAUGCCUACGUCGAGGAUAUCGCAAUGAAAGUGAUAACUGAAGGGGGUGCAGACAAGCUUGCUCGCAUGCUGGUGCGCAUGCCAGACAA
Molecule: messenger RNA, 1298 nt
Organism: Ectocarpus sp. CCAP 1310/34
Lineage: Eukaryota; Phaeophyceae; Ectocarpales; Ectocarpaceae
Source: the annotation of a GenBank genome assembly